AUGGAGUCUCGCCCGCCCAUUUACUCGACAGCAACCAACCUCAAGCAGGGUUAUUCCCCGCCAUGGGAGGAUCUCAGUAUUAUAGGCAUCGCAGGCAGCUCUGGCUCCGGCAAGACUUCUGUGGCCAUGGAGAUCGUCAAGUCCCUCAAUCUUCCCUGGGUCGUUAUCCUUGUGAUGGACUCUUUCUAUAAAACUCUAAGUCCUGAAGAGCACAAAAGGGCACACAUGAACCAGCACGAUUUUGAUUGUCCCGAGUCGCUUGAUUUCGAUGUCCUAGUACAAACUCUUAGAGAUUUGAAGCAAGGGAAGAGGGCAAACAUACCAGUUUACUCAUUCAAGGACCACCAGCGUCAAAAAGAGACUACACCUCUCUAUUCGCCUCAUGUGCUGAUCCUGGAAGGAAUUCUCGCUUUGCAUGAUCCUAGAAUUCUAGAACUUCUCGAUGCCAAAAUCUUUGUCGAGGCUGAUAUGGAUGUAUGCCUCGGUCGAAGAAUCCUACGUGAUGUCAAAGAACGUGGAAGAGAUAUCGAAGGAAUUAUACAGCAGUGGUUCACGUUUGUUAAACCAUCCUAUACAAAGUAUGUUGAGCCGCAACGGCACAUAUCAGACAUUAUUAUCCCGAGAGGGAUAGAAAAUAAAACGGCUAUUGGUAUGGUCGUUGAACACAUAAAAAGACGACUACAGGAAAAGUGCGAGAAGCACAGUUCAGACCUUAUGAAGCUACACGCGCUAGCAGCAGAGGAGGAUCUCUCUUCUAAUGUCUUAAUCGUCGAACAAACUUCGCAGCUCGUAGGAAUGCACACGAUUUUGCAAGAUCCGUCAACAGAACAAGUUGAUUUUGUCUUCUACUUUGAUCGAUUGGCUUCGCUCCUCAUUGAAAGGGCACUGGACUGUAUGGUGUAUACAUCCACUGUUGUUCAAACGCCGAAGCAAGAACAAUACCACGGCGUGCGACCCGAUGGUAUUGUCUCUGCAGUUGCCGUUUUGAGAGGUGGCUCAUGUCUAGAAACAGCCCUGAAGCGCACCAUACCGGACUGCAUUACUGGAAGGCUUCUUAUCCAAAUGAACAAGGAGGCUUCCACGCCAGAGCUCCACUAUCUCAAAUUACCUCCCAAAAUCGAAACUCACUCUACUGUGCUGCUUCUGGACCCCCAAAUGGCUACCGGAGGUGCUGCGUUGAUGGCAGUCCGAGUCCUGAUUGACCACGGAGUCCAGGAGCACCGAAUAGUCUUUGUUACUUGUGCUGCAGGUAGACGUGGCCUGCAAAGACUAACAGCUGUAUACCCUGAGGUCAAGGUCGUCGUGGGACGCAUAGAAGAUGAGGAAGAGCCACGAUGGAUGGAGAACCGAUACUUUGGCUGCUAG
Molecule: messenger RNA, 1365 nt
Organism: Talaromyces atroroseus
Lineage: Eukaryota; Fungi; Ascomycota; Eurotiomycetes; Eurotiales; Trichocomaceae
Exons: 8
Coding region: 1-1365 (454 amino acids)
Cellular component (GO): cytoplasm
Molecular function (GO): ATP binding; kinase activity
Source: RefSeq, a predicted model, not a curated record